Messenger RNA from Aspergillus vadensis CBS 113365, 1738 nucleotides. RefSeq lists its product as uncharacterized. NCBI's taxonomy places the organism in Eukaryota, Fungi, Ascomycota, Eurotiomycetes, Eurotiales, Aspergillaceae. The transcript has a single exon. The coding region runs from base 1 to 1602 and encodes 533 amino acids. The record is from RefSeq and is a predicted model, not a curated record.
AUGUCUUCUAGAUUACCUGAGGACGAGGAGGAACGUCAGGAGAGCCCUUCGGAAAGGUCAGACUCAUCCUCUCAGCUAGUCUUCCUCCCACCCCCCAACAGUGAGCCUUCAUCCGUCAGAUGGGAUCGGCAUGCUGCUUUCGAACCGGUUGUUGAUCCUUUUUUCAACCUUGUGGCUCGUCGAGAGGACGGCAGACCCCGUCUCUUCCCUCCGUUCUCGGGGUGGAAUGAGGAAGAAUCUAGAGCUUGCGGUGACCCCUAUUGCAAACACGAUGUCGUCUUUCAUGAGCAUGCACUUGACAAGCACGAGACAUGCGAGUCCUGUGGCCUUGUCCCGGCGCUCGGUUGGUUCUAUCGUUGUGGUGUAGACAUCACCGGCUUCUCCCACCGCAUGGAACCGGGCCAGGCCCCCGUCCUCAGUCCUUGGAUAUCCGACGCCAUCAAGGCUGGUCACUACACGGAAAUACAGAAGAGAAUAUUGAUGUGGCAGAAAAUUAGGGUCCUGCAGACAGUUGCCGCAGAACACUCCGAACAUCUUGUUGCUUUCCCUGUGACUGGAGUCAUCUAUGGCAUAGGCGAUGACGAUGACGAUGACGACGAGAAUCCGCACGUGGAUUUUGUCGAAGACGUCUCCAAUACCGAUCCAGACCAGUUUUCCGAAGACCGCCCCUUGCUACAAUCGUCAGUCUACCCUCCUUGCAGCCAUCGCGCCUGCUACAACUGUGCACCUCAUCUUCAAGAACGAGCAUGGGGCAGCAUUAACGAGGUGUGCAGAGACACGGCUGUCAGGGCUCCCAGUCAGUGGGAUUUGCGUGACCGCAGCAUAUCGGAUGCAAACAUUGUCAGGAACUUGGGUCUCCGACGUUUCUCUCCAUCACGUCCCGGAGCUGAAUCAAGCACAUCGCUCGCUGAGGACAGUAAAUCACCAUCGGCCCUGUUGAAGAAGCUUGUGGAUAAGGCGACCAAGAGGUCCGGUUCGUCUAAACAUACCAAACCGACUACCACCGUUCUUCCGGUCCUUACUGCCCAAGUUGCUGGGUCCGUUGCUGGUUGUUUUACCAACGCUCCUCCUACCGCAUCAGGUGUUGCUCAAUCUAUAGAACCACUCGCUACUCCAUCUGCUCAGCUAUCUACUCAGCAAUCUACUCAGCCAUCUGCUGCACCAAUCACCGCGCCCCUUCCGCCUCCUCAUCUUGAAAUUCCUGAGUGGCUCAUGGCAAGUGGCAGUUCGUCUAGCUCACACUCCACGAACUCGACCGCUAGGAACCCGCAAGCAGGGUCGUCGCAAGCGGGACCAUCUGGAACGUCUCGACGGAGCUCUACUAUCUCAGGACAGCCAGCGACUGCCCAAGGCGCAUGGAACAGUAUUAACAAGCAUCCUCGCCGCCCGAACGUCAGUUCUCGCACCCCGCGUACUAUCGUUAGAGUCCCGGCAACCGUGAAUGAAGAAUACGAAGAAGACCAUUGGUCCGGAAGAGGUCAUGAAGAAGAAGAAGACGAUGCUGAUGAAGACUACGACGAGGACGAUGAAGAUGACGAGUCGGGCGGUUGUCUCCUUGAUUUCGCGUCUCGUGCAGAGGAGGACAGAGAACGCCGUUCCUGAAGUAAUGAUCGACCAAAGAUACGAGCGCCCAAAAAUCAGCGAAAUAUUACUGGCGUACAGCCAGAAGGGUAUUCAGCCAGUGGUGACGGCAAUCAAGUUGCUACUAUUACGAUGAUCCGCUCUUCGCGGGAUGAGC